AUGCCCAAAGUCUCAAGACCUCGCGAUGCAACGGAAAUUAUGGAUGCACCGACCCUUCAUCCCAGCUUUCUUAUCGAUAUCGGUCAUUCUGUCGGUCUCGGCAAUUCUAUCAACAAAAAACCCGAACAUGGUUCCCUCGCAAAUUUCUGGACCGCAUCCCAGCCUGCAAAUUCUUCCGGCACUCUGCUGAAGACGAACUCCCAAACUAAUAAUGCAAACUGCAUCUUCAACGCCUGUAGCGCCAACCGUUUCCCAAAGCAUCCGCGUGGACCUAGCCCAAAAGCCAGCUGUGGCCCCGCCAUUGAAUUAAAGGACCCAUCGGGCCGCAGCCAGCGUUCGGGGUCAAAGGUGUGGAUAUCUGAAUCAUCCCAGAGAGACGAAAGCGCUGCUUUUGAAGGAUUCGCGCCGGGGGAACGCACGCAGUGA
Parastagonospora nodorum SN15 is the source of this 426-nucleotide messenger RNA. RefSeq lists its product as hypothetical. The transcript has 2 exons. The record is from RefSeq and is a predicted model, not a curated record. The coding region runs from base 1 to 426 and encodes 141 amino acids. NCBI's taxonomy places the organism in Eukaryota, Fungi, Ascomycota, Dothideomycetes, Pleosporales, Phaeosphaeriaceae.